UUCAACCAGGAAGUAAACAGUGAACUCCGAUUUGAACUUCAUGCUGACUCAGAUAUUUAGAAAAUGUUUAACCUCACACCAGCUCAUCCGUAAUCUAAAAGAAACGUAGACAAAUAACUGAAGACAGUAUUUGCAGAUGCACAGCGAUUUAUUACUGUCAAACAGUAUAAGGUCCUGUCGACACAUUAAACACGUGCACGUGUGUUUCCUGACUAAGCAAUAUUAACACCUGCUCCAAGUUUCGCGAUUAACGGGAUAUGAACAGCGAAAACUUCAGUCUGAGCGAAAAGAUCGUGUCGUCUUCAUAUGUACGGCAGGGACUGCAGGCUCGUCGCGGUCACGAGCAGCUGAUUCGAGUCCUUUUAGAACAGGGAAAAUGUCCAGAGGAGGGAUGGCACGAAAGCACCAUAGAGCUCUUUCUGAACGAACUGGCAGUCAUGGACAGCAACAACUUCUUAGGAAACUGCGGUGUGGGAGAGAGGGAGGGAAGAGUCUCAUCAAGCCUGGUGGCAAGAAGACAUUUCAGACUCAUUCACGGGAUUGGUCGAUCAGGGGACAUUGCUGCUAUUCAGCCCAAGGCUGCUGGUUCCAGUCUUUUAAAUAAAAUCACCAAUUCUGUAGUACUGGAUGUUUUGAAAUUUACAGGUGUUAGGAGUGCAUCAUCAUGCUUUGUGUGCCCAAUGGCGACUGGAAUGAGUCUCACGUUGUGUUUUCUCACGUUGAGGCACAGAAGGCCUGAGGCACGCUACAUCCUUUGGCCUCGCAUUGACCAGAAGUCCUGCUUUAAAUCUAUGGUGACUGCUGGUUUUGAACCCGUGGUAAUUGAGAAUAUUCUGGAAGGAGAUGAACUAAGAACAAACCUGCAAGAACUUGAGAGGAAGAUUGAGGAGUUGGGUGCCAAAAACAUCCUGUGUGUCCAUUCCACAACAUCCUGUUUUGCACCACGUGUUCCUGACAGACUAGAGGAACUUGCUGUUCUGUGUGCCAAGCAUGAUAUCCCUCACAUAGUCAACAAUGCCUAUGGCGUGCAGUCAUCUAAAUGUAUGCACCUUAUUCAACAGGGAGCCCGUGUAGGAAGAAUUGAUGCCUUUGUCCAAAGUCUUGAUAAAAACUUUAUGGUCCCAGUUGGUGGUGCUAUCAUUGCUGGUUUUGAUGAGGCCUUCAUAAAGGAAAUCAGUCAAAUGUACCCUGGUCGAGCUUCGGCCUCUCCAUCUCUAGACGUCCUCAUUACUCUGCUUUCUCUCGGGGCCAGCGGCUACAAGAAACUCCUGUCUGAGAGGAAGGAGCUGUACGGCCACCUGGCACAUGAGCUGAAAGCUCUAGCAGAGAAACAUGGAGAGAGACUGCUGCACACGCCACACAAUCCAAUAUCACUGGCCAUGUCACUGAACAGUCUCCAGGGGCGUAGCGAUAAAGCAGUCACCCAGUUGGGCUCCAUGCUCUUCACCAGACAGGUGUCAGGGGCCAGAGUGAUUCCACUUGGUGUGGAGCAGACUGUUAGUGGUCACACUUUCCAAGGAUUCAUGUCACAUGCAAAUUCUUAUCCAUGCCCGUACCUUAAUGCAGCAUCAGCCAUUGGAAUAACCAAAGAUGACAUAACAUUGUGCAUGAAGAGACUUGAGAAAUGCCUCAAGAGCCUUAAGAAAGAAGCACCUGUAGAGAUAAAUGAAUCUGCAUCACCAUGUGAAGGUUUGGAUGACCAGACAGUGCCCUGAGGGUUUUCAUGACUGUGAUUUUCUUUUUUUUUGUCUUGUAAGAUGAUGUUAUUGCAGUUAUCUAAUGUGUGAAAUUUGAUUUAUAAUAAUUUAACAAUGCUCUAUUGAACAUUUCAGUUUCUUUUAUAUUAAACCAAAUGGAUUUAGGUCUGAGUUUAAGCUCUUUAACUAAUAAUAAACGCACCCAAUUCCAUAAAUCUGUUCUGUAAUUUAGCUUUAUUGCAUAUGACACACUACAACAUCCCACAUUACUAAAGGAAAAAUUCACUCUAAUUGGAUAUAUGUGUCUUAUGUACUUAAAAGUGUUAAGUGUUUUAAUAUCAGGACCUCCGAUACAAAGUAGUAUUUUAUUUUUUCCAUUGUCCAUCCACUGUAAAAACAGAUAUUCAACAUCAUGCAUGAUGCUUCACCUAUUUUGUCAGACACUUUAUAAAAAGGCUCUCAUAGGAAUUACAUGGAAUUAUCCAUGGUCAUAGGUAACAAUCCUUGUGGGUUUUCAUGUAAUAUCACACCCAUGGUUUACACUGGCUUUUAAGGAUGUGUCCACUUUAGUGGUUAAAAUAAAUUCUAAUAGAAACUGCAGAAAUGUGCAUUUCAGAUAAAUUCAAUUUAAGACUUGUAAGAUGAACUUUUGUUUUACUGGAUUCAGGCUGUAGUCCCUUACUGAAAUCUCAGCUUAUAGAAGAGUGAAGAUUUUUGCAUUGUACUCAAGUGCACUGAUGUAACCCAUGCCUGACCCCAAAUCGAUAUGCGUUUUACAUUCAUUGCCUUGUAUUGACUACAUCUACCUGUAGUUACAUCUAAUUUAAUUCAUUCGUGUAAUGUAAGCAGUCAUAUCUGUGGUAGGAAAAUACUUAUUAAAAGCUGAAUACUUCAAAUGUUCAAUUAAAAAGGUCACAUUUACACUGUUUUCACUGUUUGUUUUUGUUCUGACACUCUUCACACCUCCUUUCUGUGGCGCUGUGUAAUUUUACUGUAGUUUAAAUCCAUUCUGUCUCUACGUUUCCCCAUUAUACACUGCUUACUCAUAUUUCAUCUUUGUUCAAUAAGCUUUGUCUCUUAGUAAUAAACUUUCCUCUUGCCCUUUG
Molecule: messenger RNA, 2803 nt
Organism: Paramisgurnus dabryanus
Lineage: Eukaryota; Metazoa; Chordata; Actinopteri; Cypriniformes; Cobitidae
Gene: sepsecs
Product: Sep (O-phosphoserine) tRNA:Sec (selenocysteine) tRNA synthase
Biological process (GO): conversion of seryl-tRNAsec to selenocys-tRNAsec; selenocysteine incorporation
Molecular function (GO): tRNA binding; O-phosphoseryl-tRNA(Sec) selenium transferase activity
Source: RefSeq, a predicted model, not a curated record